Messenger RNA from Antechinus flavipes (yellow-footed antechinus), 2432 nucleotides. It is a transcript of the gene REELD1, whose product is annotated as reeler domain containing 1. Bases 1 to 1737 code for a protein of 578 amino acids. Lineage: Eukaryota; Metazoa; Chordata; Mammalia; Dasyuromorphia; Dasyuridae. The record is from RefSeq and is a predicted model, not a curated record. Gene Ontology annotation, molecular function: oxidoreductase activity, acting on metal ions. The transcript has 7 exons.
AUGAAAAUCCAAGAAGCCAUCAUAGGAUGGGCAUAUUCCGCCUUCUGUAUGAUUUCACACACUGAGGCUUUCUCUCAUGGUGCAAGCCUUGUGGCUUGUGUUGAUAUGAAGCCCAGACACAUCAGGGCCCAACUUCAGAAUCCAAGGAGCAGUUACAUUACCAUCUAUACCAAUGUGUCCUCUUACUCCCCUGGUGACAAAAUACCAGUGACCGUGAGGAGCCGUGGGGACUUCAUGGGAUUCCUUCUCCAGGCUCGCAGAGUUUCUGAUGACCAAAUUGCUGGCACCUUCGUUUCCAUCCCUUCCGGGUCCAAAUUGAUGUCCUGCUUUGAAGGAGCCAAUACAGUGACCCACUUGGACAAAUCCCCAAAGAGAAAUCUGUCCUUUGUGUGGAAGGCACCACAGCAACCCACUGGGGACAUCAAGUUCUUUUUAUCAGUAGUCCAGUCAUAUUUCAUUUACUGGGAAAGGAUUGAAUCAACCAUCGUGUCUCAGCAGACACAAAACAGAACACUUUCUGAUGGCAACGUGGAGCCAGCUGCAAGCCUGCGAAAACCAAAUGGCCUAGAAGUCACAACCACAGUUCCUAGUAUCCCUCUUGCCCAGCACACCCAGCCAGUGGCAUUUGCUGUUGUCAGCCUGGCUGGUACCUCCGUGACAGACAGCUUGGAGCCUGCUCUCGUGACCACGGAGACUCCUGGACAUGAGGAGCAUCUUCUGAAUCCCUCUCCUCUUGGUGACAUGGCGGCAGGAGCCAGCGGCAGUGACCGGAGAAGGCAGUUUGACCAGUAUGGCCCCCACCCGGGCAGGGACCAGACUUCAGAGCCAUCCCUGGCUGUCCCAGUAUUGGAGAACUUCCCAUUCCAGGAUGACGGCUCCAGUCACAACCCACCCAAUCGGUAUUGGGCUACCACAAAGUGGGGCAGCAAAGCAGGCCUUGAGCCAAAGGAAAUAAAAUGGGCUCUCAUAGGAUUUGAAACUGGAAGGAACCAUAGAAAUAGAGUUUGGACUCGAGGGGACUCCGAUUCGGGCCCUGCGCAGCCCUGCUUGCACUGCGAGGAAGGGCGGCAGGCCCGGGAAAAUGUCGGGGGAAGCUUCCAGGGCUGGGACGGCGAGCUGACUGGCCCGUUUGCCUUUACCUUUCUCUUCCUUGCCGGUUUGCUGCUGAAGGAGAGGCCCGAGGCUUUCAGGCUGUCUCAGACCGGGCCUCCCGCAGCAUCCUUGACCGCUCAUCUCUCCUCCUCUCGGCCCGUUAUGGGCGCCCCAGCGGAGGCUCGGCACGGUGGGGUGCCCCCCAACUCCAGCGUGAACGCUAAAGCCUCUGCGGCCUUGAAGCGGUCGGCGCUGAGGCUCUCUGGGCUUCCCCAGGCCAAGUCCGAGCCCCACGGUGGGGCUGGAGAGGACAGCACUGGGCCGGCCCGGCCGGCAGAGGCAGGGCUGGAGCCUGGAGGCCCCGUCUCCCCUCCGGGGCCCGGCCUGCUGAGCGCCCAGCUGGGCGCCCUGCUUUGCCUUUCGGCCACCCUCGGGAUGGCCCUGGCCGCCGGCCUGCGGCGCCUCCGGGCCCAGUGCUGCCGCCGAGGGACCCAGGUGUCCUUGCGGGAGCCCGACAUCCCUGCGGAGAGAGACGGCGGAGAGACGAUACGCUUCCAGAAGAUCCGGGAGAACAGCGUCGUGUUAGUUCAAGCCGAGUACAACUGGAUCGCCCCCAACGGGGGAGCUCAGAGAGCCGCCGUCUGAACACCCAGCCCCGGGGGGAUUCCUCCCUCUCAACCCCGGAGGGUUUAUUAGUUCUAGCCCCGCUCCCCAAAUGAGGCCCAAUCAGCGCAGGGAACCGUAGGCAACGUUCUUGAGCAAGGGUUGGUACAGAGAAAUGGUUGCCACGUGGAAUAAGUGGGAUUAGCUUUAUUAACAGAGGGACUUCUUUCAGAUACUUGUUUUCUUAACCUCUGUAAUUUAGCUUCCCCCCUCCCCUUUCUGCAAUUAGAUGGUUCUGUUUGAAGAAUUAAACCUAACACAAUGAAUAUUGUAUAACCUGCUCAUUAACUAGACUCCUGUGGCCACCGAGCUUCCUGUUACCGUAAGGACCCAGCAGCAACAGAAAUGUCCCUCUUCAUUGUGUCACAGUCUUUUCUUAUUGCUCUUCAAAAUCAAAGGGGAGAUGGGGGGUUCUGGGGCCAUCUGUCUCUCAGGAAAAAGGGAGCUGACCUCUGAACUACGGCCUUAGCUUUUUUCUGAUAAUCCAACCCUUGCCCCACCACAAACACCCAAAGAGUAUUGUUUUUUUCUUAAUGGUGUAGCUGGAUAGGGGAAGGCAAGGACACGUGAUCUUCUCUUUGCAAACACAAAGGCCUGGGGAGGCAGCCUCGGCCAUCUGAACACAACACACUUGGGGUCAUUCGUGGUCCUGUUAGGGGAUGAAUGAGAGCCUUCAG